Molecule: messenger RNA, 600 nt
Organism: Fusarium fujikuroi IMI 58289
Lineage: Eukaryota; Fungi; Ascomycota; Sordariomycetes; Hypocreales; Nectriaceae
Product: related to U1 small nuclear ribonucleoprotein c
Exons: 6
Coding region: 1-600 (199 amino acids)
Biological process (GO): spliceosomal snRNP assembly; mRNA splicing, via spliceosome; mRNA 5'-splice site recognition
Cellular component (GO): U1 snRNP; nucleus
Molecular function (GO): zinc ion binding; pre-mRNA 5'-splice site binding
Source: RefSeq, a predicted model, not a curated record
AUGCCCAAGUUCUUCUGCGAUUAUUGCGAUGUCUACCUCACGCACGAUUCCAUGAGCGUGCGCAAGGCUCAUAACAGUGGCCGAAACCACUUACGAAACGUAGUUGACUAUUACCAACAAAUCGGUCACGAAAAGGCUCAAUCCGUCAUCGACUCCAUCACCUCUUCUUAUGCUGCUGAAGGCCAAGCACAUGCAAAUCCUAUGCUUCCUCAAAAUCAACCUGGACAGGGCUUUCUUCCCCCUCCCUUCGCAUUCCCAGGUGGUAUCCCUCCUCCGCCUUUCCCGGGGAUGCCAGGUGCGCCUCCUGGACAAUUCCCCCAAGGACUGCCUCCCCCUCCUGGCGGUGGUCGAGGCAUGCCCCCCAUGCCCCCAUUCCCUGGGCCCAAUGGCAUGCCCGUACCUCCUAACGGUCUUCCAUUCCCUCCUCCUCCAGGCGGCUUCCCGUUCCCUCCUCCGAGCGCUCCAGGAGGACCUGGUGCUUCCGGCGGUGCCCCUCCUCCUUUUCCUGGCAUGCCUGGCAUGCCUCCGCCUGGCCAAGGAUUUCCACCACACGGAUUUGCUCCCCCCGGACCCGGAGCUCCCGGACAUGAGAAGCGAUGA